Messenger RNA from Drosophila mauritiana, 850 nucleotides. RefSeq names its product inactive peptidyl-prolyl cis-trans isomerase shutdown. NCBI's taxonomy places the organism in Eukaryota, Metazoa, Arthropoda, Insecta, Diptera, Drosophilidae. Gene Ontology annotation, molecular function: protein binding. Bases 108 to 695 code for a protein of 195 amino acids. The transcript is spliced from 2 exons. The record is from RefSeq and is a predicted model, not a curated record.
UACUGUCCGUUCACAAAGUGUUACAUUUGUAUAUCUCUACUAGCAUUGAGUCAGAAGCCACUUUGCUCUUGGGUGCUAAAUAAGAUAGGAAAUACUAAUAUCGCACAAUGCGCCCCUACAAGAAAGACGCUUUUAAGGCACAGGAGUACAUUGGGUUCUCGGCCCAUGCCCUUCUCUGUGAGGAUGACAACGACCAAUCACUAAACUCCCAUGAGCAGCACGACCUAGUUUUCCUCACAUAUCGUAAGGCACAUACUUUGCUCCAGGCAGGAAAGUUGUGUAUGAGACGUAUGCACUAUUAUUGCGCAAAAAGCGCCUUUCAGAAAGCGAUAAGCUGCUUGAAAAAUUGCAAAAUGACCAAUCUCGAACAGCAGAGCCGUAAAAAAGGGAUGCUGAUCGCCCUUUUCGAAACCUUGAUGAUCUGCCUUAACAAGAUGAAGCGGUAUAGGUGCGUCUGCCAUGUGAUGAAGGACCUUCGUCUCCUGACCAUCAAUAAUCCUUCGGCUUUGGCGCUCUGUCAGCAUGGUCGUGCCCUUAGCCACUUGGGUAAAUACUAUCCAUCACUUUUGUGCUACUUGAAGGCGCUGAAAAAAAGUCCCGGAGACAAGAGUAUUAUAAAUAAGAUUACCAGAAUCAACAAGAGAAUCAACGAUAUUGAGGAGACCAAUCAGAUGCUUUCUCAGCUGUCUAUAUAACAAUAAAAUCUACGCAAAUCUCGAUAUAUAAAGCAAUAAGCUAUCAGUUCAUAACAAAUAUCUUUAUCAGAUGCCUUCUCAGCUGUCUAUAUAACAAUAAUAUCUACUCAAAUCUCGAUGUAUAAAGCAAUCUAUAUAAGCAAUCAGUUGACAAU